Cryptomeria japonica (Japanese cedar) is the source of this 1493-nucleotide messenger RNA. RefSeq names its product B3 domain-containing protein Os06g0194400. Gene Ontology annotation, molecular function: DNA binding. The record is from RefSeq and is a predicted model, not a curated record. The coding region runs from base 222 to 1364 and encodes 380 amino acids. NCBI's taxonomy places the organism in Eukaryota, Viridiplantae, Streptophyta, Pinopsida, Cupressales, Cupressaceae. The transcript is spliced from 7 exons.
GUAAAUUUUUCUUACCAAAGAGCUGGCUGUGCAUUCCUUCAACGGUCAAAUUUCCGUGCAACCAGCGGAUGAAUGACCGAAUGAUGAUUCAUUUCGCCUUUCUUCAUAAAUAAUCUCACCCCACCUUACCAUAAUCACUGCUGAUCUUCUUCCGAAGACUCUGGCUUGCACUAAAAUCCCCUUUUUUUCGGGGUUUUUACUCUAGUGACUCGCGAAACCAAAUGGGUCCUAAGAACGAUUAUGAAGAGGUUCGCAGGCAGCGGCUGGAAGAAAACAAGAGGCGCAUGGAGGAGCUCAAUCUCACAGGACUUGCCACCAGCUUAAAACAGGUCUCUAAUUCGGCCACAAAGUCUGCAAAGAGGUCUUCAAAUCCCAGGAAGCAGAGGACUGAGGAGGGACCAGUGGUGGUGCGUCGCUCCAGUCGUGUAGCCAACAACCCUCCUGCAGAUUACCGCGAAGCACCUAUUGAUAUCCCUUAUCUUCGGAAAAGCUAUAGCCGUAGAUCAAUCUUUUCGCAUGCAAUUGCCUCAGUUGAAGCAAGUCGAGAAGCAGUUGAACAUGCAUACAAUAUUGAAUCUGGUUUAGGAUCCACCUACCCAACAUUUGUGAAACCCAUGUUACAUUCUCACAUUUCUAGUGGAUUUUGGCUGGGUCUUCCAGCUGACUUCUGCAAAACACACUUACCGAAACAAAAUACGAGGAUGAUUUUAGAGGAUGAAACUGGUGAUGAAACUGAAACUCUUUAUCUUGCUGGCAAGGUCGGCCUCAGUGCAGGGUGGAGAGGUUUCUCAAUUGACCAUGGUUUGAUUGAGGGUGACUGCUUGGUUUUCCAGUUGAUUCCACCAAGCAGAUUUAAGGUGUAUAUUGUUAGAUCGGCUGAUUUCGAAACGGGGAAGAGGAGAGCUGCAGACAGUGAUACAGACGCUGUUCAGGAGUUGUCUGUCCAAGAGUUGUCUGUGUCUGGGAAACGAAAAAGAUCCUCAGAAGAUGAGGAAGAGGCCUCAGAUGAAUCGGUUGAAGAAGAAGAGGUUUCAAAUGAAUCGGUUGAAGGAAAUGACAAGUUGUCUAAAAAGUCUAAGAUGUCUAAAGCAAAAGAUGGGAAGCAAGAGCCUAAGAAAUCUGGUAAGAAGCCGUUACAAAAUUCUGAUGUGGAAGAACAGGAGAAGCAGCAGGAUGGGAGCGACAAGGGGCAACAGUUAAAAGCGAAAGAAGAUACUACUGCAGGACCUAAGUCCAAGGGGGCCCAAGUUAAAUCAAAAAGCAAAAAGCAAAUCAACAGCAUGAUGCCGAUAAGAAAGGCAUCAUCAAGGUCCCAAGAUAAUAUUAAACCGUCAAAUGGGCGUAUUAUGACGGUGGCUGCUUGAUAAUGUAUGAACCAGGCUACUUUUCGAAUGUAUUUUGUCAAAACUUCCAGCUUGCUGCUAACUUUUGGUACAUAUUUUAGUAGCUACGUAACUCAAGUUUUAAAUUUAAUGGAAACUGAUCAUUUUUCA